Elaeis guineensis (African oil palm) is the source of this 716-nucleotide messenger RNA. The record is from RefSeq and is a predicted model, not a curated record. NCBI's taxonomy places the organism in Eukaryota, Viridiplantae, Streptophyta, Magnoliopsida, Arecales, Arecaceae.
GCCAGUAUCUUAGCUUUCUCAGUCGGACGGUCAUAUAACUCAGAAGGCUCACCAGAACGCAUGGCAAUGGAUGAACGUCGAGAUAUAAUAGCAACGGUUUAGAUUGCUUGCUUUCCACCCGGACCAUAGAGAGCAAGAACUAGAGAGAGAGAGGAAGGGAGAGAGAGAUGGCAUCGGGGUGGGGAAUAACGGGGAACAAAGGGCGGUGCUACGACUUCUGGGUGGACUUCAGCGAGUGCAUGUCCGGCUGCCGCGAGCCCAGGGACUGUACCCUCCUCCGCGAGGACCACCUCGAGUGCCUCCACCACUCCAAAGAGUUCCAAAGAAGAAACAGAAUUUAUGAAGAGGAACAACAUCAAAUAAGAGGAGUUGCAAAAAAGGCCAAGGAGGAAGCUGAAGAGGGUGGUGCCAACACUCACCAUUAGCAGUCAUCACUAGUAUCUACUACCAACCUGAGGACCAACAGUUGAGCGGAUGCUUGUGUUUCACAUUGACCAUUUUUAAUUCAGUGUUCAUGUCAUAUGCUUCGCUGAUGCAAAGGCCGAGGUGGUAAUCAUUAUAACCUGAACAAGGUUAUCAUUUUGUUUAAAAUUUGAUCUGAUUUUCAGUGAGGAUUAUGAAAAAUAUUUCAUUUGAUUGCUCGUUUUCUUUUGGUCAUCAUAUUUGACAUGUUGAACAUGAGAAUGAUAAUGGUUGCAUGCUUUGGCAGCUUUCUA